This is a messenger RNA of Chrysemys picta bellii (western painted turtle), 1788 nucleotides long. NCBI's taxonomy places the organism in Eukaryota, Metazoa, Chordata, Testudines, Emydidae. The record is from RefSeq and is a predicted model, not a curated record.
ACAUUUCCUGGAAGGGGUGUCCUGGUUGUGAUGUAACAAGGAGGAUCGGAUCGGUCUGGCAGGCGAGUGGCAGGAGAAACAGGCGCAGAGCUGGUGAACAGCACUCAUGCUGAGAGCCCACCCCUGUGCUGAGAUAGAGCAACACAGGGCUGUCUUUUCCACUCCAGAGCCUGUGAGAAGUUUGUUCUAUAUCAAGACGCUCGGUUCUGCCAUGUCGGAAGCAGGACCCCUGAUGCAGCGGUUCCUCCAGGGGCAGCCCAGAGUCUUAGGGGCCCUCUUGCUGUUGGUGGGGCUGCUGCAGGUGGCCUUUGGUGUCCUCUUGGCCAUUUCCCCCUGCGUCUAUAGGGAUGAGCUGCAUGUCCACUUUUACUCAGCAGUGCUGUUGCUCUUGGCUGGAAUCAUCACUCUGGCUGCAGACACAACACACAGCCUGGCCCUGGUGAAAGCCUGCCUGGUCAUUUACAUCAUCUGCACAGCGGUGGUGGGCAUGAUCAACUUAUUCUACCUUGUGGACUUGGUGUAUGAUCCCCGUAACCGGUACAUCCAGUGUCCUUCCAGCAACAGGUUGCACUGCAGGCGGCUGUACCAGAUCUCGCACUAUUGCACGGGCAUGCGGGCCAUCAUCCUGAUCUUAACCUCACUGGGGUUCUUCGUUUCCAUUGCCCUGGCAGCCUUCGGAUGCAAAGCGGUGUGUCGUCAGAACUCUGCUGAUGAUGUGCCGGUCGCCGCCCUGACGAAUCCGCCCGCUUCCCACGAGGCCGCCGUGGAGCCCGAGCCUGUGGUGUCAGAGGGACCUGCGGCGUGAGUGUCCCCUGGUGGAGAGACCGACAGCCCCCCUCAGCAAGCAGCUACCCUGUGUCCCUCAGCGAGAGGUGUUUCUGUUUCACCCUCUCUGCCUUCCCUCCAUCAUCCCCCCUUGUGGAAAAGCCCCUGCUAACUGCCGUUGUGUGUUGUUGCUGCUCACAUGCCCCCUGCUGGACUACCGCACCAUUGCGCCAUGGUGCAAGCGCCCCCCAAAAUCUGUUAAUGUCUUGCAAGCCAAGGGCCUGUCCUGCAAAAUCCUGGAUGGGGAGAGGAUGGCAUAGCACCAUCUGAUGGGCCCUGCAACUAGCUAACAGGAAGUGGGCUAGAGAGAGGCGCAGAGCCUGGCACAGGUUAUGGAUUCCCUCAACCAAGCUCUGAACCCAGCUUCAUCCAUUAUGUGUAAUUGUUAUGUGAAGGCAUCUCCCUGAAACCUGGAACUCUCUGAUUCAUGGAGCCAUAGAUUCUAAGGCCAGAAGGCACCGUUAAAUCAUCUACUCUGACCUUCUGUGUAACACAGGUCAGCGCAUGUCACUCAGUUACCCCUGCACAGAGCCUGAUAACUUGUAUUCAGCUGAAGCCUCUUCCACAAAGGCAUCAGUCUUGAUCUGAAGCUACCAAGAAAUGGAGAAUCCAUCACUUCCCUUGGUAGUCUGUUAAUCGUGUGCACCAUUAGAAAUUUGUGCCUAAUUUCUAAUUUAAUUUGUCUGGCUUCAGCUUACAGCCAUCGGUUCUCGUUAUGCCUUUCUCUGCUCGAUUACAGAGCCCUGGUAUUUGAUCUUCCACAAGAAGUCUACCGGGGGCAUCUCCUCCUGCUUUAAUUGGUGGGUCUAUCAGCGAAGCUGCAGGCACGGAUCAUGACAUGUGUUAUUUCUCCAAAGGAAUGGCUUUGCGGCUGAUUGAGGUGUGCUGCCAUUCCCCGCAGGAUAGUUUCUUAACGUGUAGAACACCCCCUUCUUCAAAAAAUAAACAAACAAUCCAGUUUCA